AUGGUGCAAGGUUUCCGACAAUGGCAUAAAAAGUCACCUUUUUCUUUAUUGGGUUAUCAUACUACCAUUUGGACUUCAGUAAGUGCAACUCUUUACUCACUGGUAUAUGGAACUGAAGUAGUUAUACUUGUAGAGAUUGUGAUUCCUUCUCUUCGAGUAGUUGUGAAAGACAAAAUUGAUGAUGAUCAGUGGGUUAAAAAUCGAUUGGAGCAAUUAAGCUUGAUUGAUGAAAAAAGAUUGAUAUCGAUUGAAGCCAAAGGUAAAUUCUUCCCUAAUUGGCAAGGUCCAUUUUGGGUAAAAAGAGUGUUACCGAAUGGUGCAUUAUAUUUGACUGAUAUAGCCAGCAAAAUGGAAGAAAUGAUUGUCAAUGCUAAUGCAGUUAAAGGAUAUUAUGUAUGA
Messenger RNA from Capsicum annuum, 399 nucleotides. RefSeq lists its product as uncharacterized. NCBI's taxonomy places the organism in Eukaryota, Viridiplantae, Streptophyta, Magnoliopsida, Solanales, Solanaceae. The transcript is spliced from 2 exons. The coding region runs from base 1 to 399 and encodes 132 amino acids. The record is from RefSeq and is a predicted model, not a curated record.